Messenger RNA from Rotaria sp. Silwood2, 465 nucleotides. Lineage: Eukaryota; Metazoa; Rotifera; Eurotatoria; Philodinida; Philodinidae. The record is from the annotation of a GenBank genome assembly.
AUGGUAUGUAAUCCACAUCUAACGGCCUACAAUGCUCGCAAUGAAAAUAACGAUGACUUUGGUGGUGACAAUAAUGCUUGGCGUCCGACAUGGUGUUUUGCUCGAUUUGGAGCUACACAAACUUAUUUACCGGAUGGACGACUGAUUCAUAUUGGAGGUGAGCAUGAAGAUUGCUACGAUCCUGACUUUCAAAUUUAUAAUGAUGUUGUUGUUAUACGAAAUCCCCGGAUGGUACGAGCACACUAUAUGUACUCGUUGCCUGUACCAAGUAACUUUCGAUUGAAAACAAAACAGAAUGCCGCUUCCUUAGGGCCAGAGAUGUUAGGGGCAUCGAGGCCAGAAGAGGUUACAAUCUAUGGAUAUCCUGAACACGUAUUUCCACCGACGUAUUUUCACACAGCUACUUACGUUAAGAAUAGUGACGAUGAAGAAGAUUUCAUCUAUAUUAUUGGUGGUUUGGGAUAG